GCUAUUUCAUUCCAUUUGGCUGUUGCACACUUUCUUUAGAAUUGUAGGCCAAUGAAAAAAUUUAAAAAAAUUAAUACGAUCUUAAAUGACAAAAGUUUGUUUGGAAUUGUCAUUUUGACAUAAAAAACAUCAAACAUAACCAAAAAUGUGUGCAACAUAGAUUUAAACUUUUUUAAAAUUAGCUGUGAUAUUAAAAAACAUGUGUGUAAUGAUCCUAAACUUUACAUUACCUCAUAAAUUCGAACUAAUUAAAUCAUUGCAAUGUAUAACCAAACUAAAUUAAUUGGAAUAAAAACGUUAGGACAACCUACCAACGACACCCAUCCUCAUAUUAUCAAAAAAGGAGAAGUAACACCGUUAAUAACAAAAAUUGAAUAUGGUAACAGAAGAUGUAACCUUGUAGAUGCUAUAAGAAAUUAUUCAUUUAAAAACAACUUGAAGUCUAAUAAUCAUUUGAUAAUUAUUCCAGCUGCUUCAACUCAGUACAUGUCUGCCAAAAUCCCUUAUUUCUUCCGUCAAAACACAGAAUUCCUAUACUUGACUGGUUGUUUAGAACCCGAUUGCUGUGCUGUUCUAACAAUAACUGAUCAACAUUUCUUUACAACUUUGUUCACCAGAAACAAAGACGACAAUGCAGAAAUAUGGGAUGGGCCUCGAACUCAUGCCGAAGAUGCCGCUGAUUUCUUCGGUGUUAAUCAGAGUUUACCAAUCGGCGGACUGGAAAAUUUCAUUAGUUCAUUUAGGAAUUCGAUGGGCCAUAUGAAUCUUUGGUACGAUUAUCUAACACCGGUUCAACAUUAUGUCCAUUCUAUAGUAGAAAAAAUCAUGUCGGAGACUGGAAACAAAAAUUGCGAAAAUCCCAAGUUAUUAAUACAACAGUUGAGGAUUUAUAAAAGUCCAGCAGAAAUUGCUUUAAUGCAAAAAUCCUGUGAUAUUGCUGGUGAAGCUUUCAUUGAAACAAUAAAGCAUUCUACUCCAGGUAUGGUUGAAAGUCAACUAAAUGCCAAAUUUGACUAUGAAUGUAAACUAAUGGGAGCUGAAAACUUGGCGUAUCCACCUAUUAUAGCUGGCGGCAAUAGAGCGUGUAUUAUUCAUUAUAUUAAUAACAAUCAGAUAGUAAAAAAUGGAGAUUUAGUAUUAAUGGAUGCAGGUUGUGAAUAUCAUGGCUACUGUAGCGACAUUUCAAGAACAUGGCCGAUUAGUGGGAAAUUUACACCUGAACAACGCAAUAUUUAUAAAAUAGUUUACGAUGUAAAUCUAGAGCUGAUAGAAUUGUGUAACAAAUUUACAACUUUAGACUACUUAUUCGAAACUAUGUUAUAUUCAGUUGGAAAAAAGCUGCAGCAUAUUGGAUUACUACCUAAACAGGAAUCUACUUUUUAUUUAAUGCAGGUUACUAAUCAAUUAUGUCCCCAUCAUUCAUCACAUUACUUGGGAAUGGACGUUCAUGAUACUCCCACAUUAAAGAGAAACAUUGAAAUGAAACCGGGAAUGAUUAUAACAAUAGAACCUGGUAUUUAUAUAAAUGAAAAUAACAUGUUAUUACCAGCAAAUUACAGAGGCAUUGGUAUUAGAAUAGAAGACGACGUUUUGAUAACUGAAAAUGGCCCUGUACUCUUAAGCUAUAAAUGUCCUAAACAUAUAGACGAUAUCGAAAGACUAGCUAGUGAAAAUAAACAAUUACAUUGGUAAAGAGAUUUUAAAGUAAUAAAGGAAUAUUUUAUAUUAGUA
Psylliodes chrysocephalus is the source of this 1731-nucleotide messenger RNA. NCBI's taxonomy places the organism in Eukaryota, Metazoa, Arthropoda, Insecta, Coleoptera, Chrysomelidae. The record is from the annotation of a GenBank genome assembly.